ACAGCCGCGACUACAAGUCGGCCGAUCAGUUGUUCGUCAAGACUUGACCGCUGUGCCAUGGAGAACGCCGAGGCUGAUAAAUUCGAGGUGGAAGACAUUGUGUUUGCGGAAUAUCGCGGAUAUAUGCCAUGGCCGGGCAGGCUCAUUAGGAAGAACGAGCUGAGUGCAGUCGUCAUGUUUAUUUGCACUAACGAUUGCAAGAAAAUUAGCUAUCGCAAGAUCUGGCCCUACGACGAUCAACAAAAGAAAAAAUAUGUCACCAAGGAAGCCCUGGACUACGAGGAUUUUCGCUUGGCAAUAUUAAUGACCGAGCGGCUCAUGGGCGGCAACGACACUGACAUUAUCAACUAUGUCUGGGAGGUGAUGCAUCCAGGCGCCCAAAAUCCAUCACAGGCGGUGAACCCAGCCCCGGCCCCAGCCACGGCCCCAGCCACGGCCCCAGCCCCGGCCCCAGCCCCGGCCCCAGCCCCGGCCACGGCCCCAGCUGCUGCUCCUUCUACCAGCGGAGUCGCCGCUGCCGUCGCCGCUGCCGUUGCCGCUCCAGCGCCCACUCAGAGGGAAAUCGAACUGGCCUACAUGCGUAAGUUGCACCAGGAGAGCAGCUCCCUGCGGGUGGAGAGGCAGUUUGUAGGCGAAAUCAACACGCUGCGCAGAUGCCUGACCAUCAGCUACAAGAAAUACGACGAGGCGCUUGCCGCCUUCGAGCAGCUGCUCAAGAUGCCCGUCAGCCAGCUCCUGCUGCUGCGCAACUUCGAGGCCGUGGACUCCAUUCGCCUGCUGUGCCGCUUCGCAGCGAGUUCGGAGGCCCACACUGCCAACCGGGAUGCCGCCAUUAUGGUCAAGAGCCAGGCCAACAAGCUAAUGGCUGGCUUCAUCGCCUGCUUCGAGCUGCCGUACACCAAGGCCGACUUCUGGUCCGAGUUCAUCCAUCUCUCCGACGUCUACAUGCGCUGCACCAAGGAAUUUAUGCCCCGCCAAACUGGCGCUGCUGACAACAAAGGAACUCAAAGCGGUCUAUAAUCUAAUCUAAUCUCAAUUAACAUUGAACAUGGUAUAUACCCUCCUAUGUGGCAUACAAUAUAAUCGCAUUGAAACAUAGCUAAAUAAAUAAAUAAUCAUGA
Molecule: messenger RNA, 1121 nt
Organism: Drosophila miranda
Lineage: Eukaryota; Metazoa; Arthropoda; Insecta; Diptera; Drosophilidae
Exons: 2
Coding region: 58-1020 (320 amino acids)
Source: RefSeq, a predicted model, not a curated record